This is a messenger RNA of Brachypodium distachyon (stiff brome), 1154 nucleotides long. Its product is annotated as LIM domain-binding protein 3. Gene Ontology annotation, cellular component: transcription repressor complex. Bases 1 to 972 code for a protein of 323 amino acids. NCBI's taxonomy places the organism in Eukaryota, Viridiplantae, Streptophyta, Magnoliopsida, Poales, Poaceae. The transcript is spliced from 8 exons. The record is from RefSeq and is a predicted model, not a curated record.
AUGGCAUCGCCACCACAGCAUCCACCUGCUACUGCCCCCCUGCCCACAGCAACACCCGCUCAUCCGGCGACCGCCUCGCAGCCCCUGCCCAGUGCCUUCCUCGCCACCUCUGCCCCGCAACGCGCCGCCGCCGCGAGUCCGCCGCCGGCGCCGCUCUUCACCGGCCGCGCGCUACACACUAAUCCCCGCCCCGCCUCCACCUCCCAUGGCAUCAUCUACCCCGUGGCCACAUCCUCCACCGCCGCCGCGAACCAGCGCCGGGCUCCUCACGUCGCCGUCGGGUACCCACGUGCCAACGCCGUCGCUCUCCCCAUCGCGCCGUCUCAGCAGCCUCAGGUGCCAACACAGUCAAGGUUGCCCGCUGCCGCGCCGCGGUCGGUCGUGGCGGGUGUGACGCCGUCGCCACGUCCCGAGCUGCCUCCUCGAGGAGUUCCUAUAGCACCGCAGCCUCAACCCGAGGUUAAUCCAGUUCCAGCUGUUGCUCUUACUCCAUUUCCUCAACCUCGGGAGCAGAGCAACGCACAGGAAAGAGGAAGUACCAAUGAAGACUCUAGAACUGUGGUGAUCCAUGGUCGCAAUGUUAACUUGUCGGACAGUGAGUCAGGAUCCUUGUAUGCACUCUGCCGAUCUUGGGUGCGGAAUGGUGUUCAACAUGAAAUUCAGCCAAGCUUUGUUGGAAACGUUGCACCAGUUCUUCCAAGACCUUUGCCUGCUUCGGUUGUAGAUUCUAGGAUGUCAGGAAAAGACAAGGAAGCUGAAAAUGAAGAACCAAAAGAAAAGAAGAAUGAUACUGGGGAAUAUACUACAGCUGAGUUAUUGAAGGAACUUGUUGAUCGUGCAAAAAAGAUACGCGCUGAAUUCCGCAAGGAGAGGCAAUCCCGCAUUGAAAGGUACAAGCAGCGCUUGGCACUUCUUUUGCCCUCAACACCACUUCCACCUAGCGAGCCUGGGACGCAUGAUAGACGUCCAUAGUACCGACCCAUGAGAUUGCAAGCGCCAUGGCUUCCAUGUAGCCUUUGCGUUGCUGUGUCAAUUUACAGAAUCUAUAGAAGUUGUUACAGCUUUCCUGUUAUACUGUUACUGUGUUUUGUGGUACGUUUUGGUAACUUCGUGACCAACAAUAAUUUUGCGGGUUUUCCUGAGAAUAGAGUGUA